Molecule: messenger RNA, 1131 nt
Organism: Clonostachys byssicola
Lineage: Eukaryota; Fungi; Ascomycota; Sordariomycetes; Hypocreales; Bionectriaceae
Source: the annotation of a GenBank genome assembly
AUGGCCAUGAAAGGGGAUGGCCCUAUGGUCGUUGGCCUGAUGUGGUCGAUGGCCGUUCUCUGUAUCUUCUUCACUGCCCUUCGAACUUACACUCGAACUGUUAUCGUCAAGUCUUUUGGAACGGAUGACAUUGUUUUCAUAGUCGCCUGCUUCAUGUUCAUCAUGUAUACCAUCUUUCUAACAAUCAGUGCCUCAAUUGGCUUCGGUCAGAAUAUGUGGGAGAUUCCAGAUGUCGAUAUACCUCCGACGGUGCUCUACUCAGCGAUCGGACAGACCUUCUCCAUCUUCGGUAUGGCCAUUGCCAAAUGGUCUCUCGGACUAUUUCUGCUUCGUCUGGUCUGUACUAGGAUGCAUAAGAUCGCGAUUUGGCUUCCCCUCAUUCUAUGCUUCCUUGCAUCCGUUCUCUGUGCUGCCUUCUUCUGGUUCGGCUGUACGCCUAUUGAGGCUGUGUGGAAUCGGGCUCUUCCUAGAUCUCACUGCGACGUGUUACCAAGAGUGCCCAUGUACUAUGUGUAUGGAAGUAUUUUAGUUUUUACUGACUUCUACUUCGCGCUGUUCCCGUGGCUCUUCAUUUGGAAGCUGAAUAUGAAAAAGCGUGAGAAGAUUGUGGUUCUAUGCAGCAUGAGUCUUGGUAUUUUUGCAGCAGCUUUCGGGAUCUUGCGGUGUAGCCAAAUCUCCGGGUUGACAAGUCCCAACUUCAUCAAAGCCGCUGUACGGGUUAUUCUCUUCGCCGCGGCCGAGCAAUGCGUCACGAUGAUCUGUAUCGGGAUUCCUGUCUGCCGUCCCCUCUACCGACAAUGCCUCAACAGGCGGAUGUCGCGCGACUCGAGCAGCUACAAUAACACGUGCGGAACCCAUCAACCGGUGGCCCUUCGCUCAAUGGCGGGGAGUGAAACUAGAUCGAAGGGAGCGACUUGGAAUAGGUCAACAAUUCGAGACAGCCACCUUUUAAGGGCGGGAGAACCGAUCCGGCAUACGUCAACGUCCGCUUCAGGUUUCUACGCAGAUGAGAAUCGCAGCGAUGAAGAAAUUUUUGCGUGUGAACAAAGGAGAAGCUCCAGGGCCGCCAUAGACCCUGAAAAGGGGGCAUCUGAUAGAGAAGAAUUCGGAGUAGCUAGCACAAAGACUUAG